Saprolegnia parasitica CBS 223.65 is the source of this 1534-nucleotide messenger RNA. RefSeq lists its product as hypothetical. The transcript has 2 exons. Lineage: Eukaryota; Oomycota; Saprolegniomycetes; Saprolegniales; Saprolegniaceae. The record is from RefSeq and is a predicted model, not a curated record. Gene Ontology annotation, molecular function: metal ion binding. Bases 1 to 1407 code for a protein of 468 amino acids.
AUGCCAUCGCAGCGCGCGACGACGACGAACAACCCGGCGCUUGAGAUGCUUGAGGUCGACCAGCUCCUGCCCGCUGAGGACUGGGUCAACGACUACGAGCGGUCGCUCUGCCCCGUGUGCACGCGCAACUUUAACACGUUUCGGCGCAAGCACCACUGCCGCAUGUGUGGCGAAGUCGUCUGCGGCAACUGCACCUUGCACAAGAACGUCUUCAUCUCGUCCGUCGGGACCAUGAACGUCCGCGUCUGUCUCUCGUGCAUCGUGACGCUUGGCAACGGCCGCACGUCGGUGCCACCGCCCAUCAUGACGUCGCUCCCGUCGUCGUCCGACGAGUCCCAGCGCCGGUGGAUGGUCAACCAGCUUCAGUCGCCAGUCACCAAGUCCCGCGACGACAGCAGCGACGGCCAGUACCAUUACCAGCAGAACGCCACGACGAUGGCGAGCCCUGCCUUGGACUACGAGCUCGACUUCAACUGGGAGCACGCGUGGCCGCGGCCGCCGAUGCCGCGCGACGAGAGCUCGCGCCUCGACGCGCUCGACUCGGUCAAGAUCCUCGACACGCAGCCGCAGAUCGUGUUUGACCGCAUCUGCGCCAUGGCGGCGGAGCGCCUGCAGUGCCCGAUGGCUGCUGUAAGCUUCAUCGACGGCAGUCGCCAGUGGUUCAAGGCCAGCGUCGGUCUCGCGCAAAAGUCGAUUCCUCGCCACGUGGCGUUCUGUGCGCACGCCAUUGUCUCCAAGGACCCGCUUGUGGCGCUGGACACGCUCCUCGACCCGCGCUUCCGGUCCAACCCGCUCGUGACGGGCGCUGCGUCCGUGCGCUUCUACGCAAGCGCGCCGAUCUGCGAGCACCGGACGGGGCAGGUUCUCGGCACGGUCUUCGUCCUCGACGUGCAGCCGCGCACGUCGUGCGACGCCACGAUCCUCGAGAAGCUCGCCAACGUCGCAAUGGAGAACCUCGUGGGCGCGCAGACGCCGGAAAUGGCGCCGCCCGUGCGCCGGAGCUCGACGAGCUCGACGGACCCGACGCGCAGCAGCGACGAUAGCCUCGACGGGCCCGCGCGCGUCUUCCCGAACGCCAAGACCGGGCUCGACGGCAAGGCGGCGACGCCGCCGCCAGCCGUCGCGGCCCAGAACGCACUCACAAUCGGGCUCAACAUGGACUUGGCCCCGCCGGCGCCGGGCAGCACGAGCGAGAGCCGCCUCGAGAACCUGCUCAUGAAUUUGCUGAGCCAAACGACGCAGACGCAGCACCAGCUCGCGACGCAGCAGAUCAACAUGUCGCAGACGCUCCACGACCACGCGCACCGCAUCGACCACCUUGCGGUGGGCCUUGCGCGCAUGGAGGUGCGCAUGGAGGUCCAGGAAGGCCACACUCGGAGCCUCCACCAUUCCCUGCGGCUGCAGUAAGAAGAGUCGAUGGCGACGAAGAAGCGUCGUAUAGUGUGUACUAGUACUUUUUAGAGCGUCCACGUAGAGAGGUCUACUAUCCUUGUGGGGUGUUGUUGUAGUAAAUAAUCAAGUGCGAUCUCCUAAA